Pipistrellus nathusii (Nathusius's pipistrelle) is the source of this 1593-nucleotide messenger RNA. The record is from the annotation of a GenBank genome assembly. NCBI's taxonomy places the organism in Eukaryota, Metazoa, Chordata, Mammalia, Chiroptera, Vespertilionidae.
AUGUCAUCAUGUGUCUCUAGCCAGCCCAGCAGUGACCAGGCCGCCCCCCAGGAUGAGCUGGGGGGCGGGAGCAGCAGCAGCAGCAACAGCGAAGGCCAGAAGCCUUGCGAGGCCCUGCGGGGCCUCUCGUCCCUGAGCAUCCGCCUGGGCAUGGAGUCCUUCAUCGUGGUCACCGAGUGCGAGCCGGACUGCGCCGAGGACCCUGGCACGGCCCAAGACCUGCUCCUGGAGGCUGAGGGCCUCGAUGCCGGGGCCCAGGCCCGACCCCGCCUCUCCAGUCGCAAGCUGUCUCUGCAGGAGCGGUCCCAGCUGGAUGCAAACGGCCGCUGCGUCCACCCGGCCCAGCCCUCCUCCCCCGUGGGCUCCCCGCAGUCCUCGCCCCGGCUGCCCCGGCGGCCCACUGUGGAGUCCCGCCACGUCUCCAUCACGGGUUUGCAGGAUUGUGUUCAGCUGAACCAGUACACGCUGAAGGAUGAAAUUGGAAAGGGCUCCUAUGGCGUGGUCAAGUUGGCCUACAAUGAAAAUGACAACACCUACUAUGCGAUGAAGGUGCUAUCCAAAAAGAAGCUGAUCCGACAGGCGGGCUUUCCACGUCGCCCUCCGCCCCGAGGCGCCCGGCCAACCCCCGGGGGCUGCAUCCAGCCCAGGGGCCCCAUUGAGCAGGUGUACCAGGAAAUUGCCAUCCUCAAGAAGCUGGACCACCCCAACGUGGUGAAGCUGGUGGAGGUCCUGGAUGACCCCAACGAGGACCAUCUGUAUAUGGUGUUUGAACUGGUCAACCAAGGGCCUGUGAUGGAGGUGCCCACCCUCAAGCCGCUCUCUGAAGACCAGGCCCGUUUCUACUUCCAGGACCUGAUCAAAGGCAUCGAGUACUUACAUUACCAGAAGAUCAUCCACCGGGACAUCAAGCCUUCCAACCUCUUGGUGGGAGAAGACGGGCACAUUAAGAUUGCAGACUUCGGCGUGAGCAACGAGUUCAAGGGCAGCGACGCGCUGCUGUCCAACACGGUGGGCACACCGGCCUUCAUGGCGCCCGAGUCGCUCUCCGAGACCCGGAAAAUCUUCUCCGGGAAGGCCUUGGAUGUUUGGGCCAUGGGUGUGACACUCUACUGCUUUGUGUUUGGCCAGUGCCCGUUCAUGGACGAGCGGAUCAUGUGUUUGCACAGUAAGAUCAAGAGCCAGGCCCUGGAGUUCCCAGACCAGCCCGACAUAGCCGAGGACCUGAAGGACCUGAUCACCCGCAUGCUGGAUAAGAACCCCGAGUCGAGGAUCAUGGUGCCCGAGAUCAAGCUGCACCCCUGGGUCACGAGGCACGGGGCGGAGCCGUUGCCGUCGGAGGACGAGAACUGCACGCUGGUCGAGGUGACCGAAGAGGAGGUCGAGAAUUCGGUCAAACACAUUCCCAGCCUGGCGACCGUGAUCCUGGUGAAGACCAUGAUUCGAAAACGCUCCUUCGGGAACCCGUUCGACUGCAGCCGGCGGGAGGAACGCUCGCUGUCGGCGCCCGGAAACCUGCUCAGGAAGCGCGGCAGCGAAGACAGCCUCCCGGGGGCCGACCCGCCCCUCGUGGGGGAGGAGGAAGUGCUCUUGUGA